UUCAUGAUUUGUUGACAUUAAUUUAAAAUUUUAGAUUUGAGGCUUUUAAAUUGUUUUUUGCCUCAUAUUUUUUAUAAAGAAAGUUUUAAACUUAUAGUGCCAUAUACAUGAAAGGAGGUCGAGAGAAUACUUUUGUGAUUUCAAUGCUCAACAAAGUUUAACAGAUUUUAUCUCUACACAACUGUACUAAAUAGAUAUAUUCUCACAAUGGAUAAAAGGGAACUUUUAAAGCAAGUUGGUACAUACAUUUCAGAUGGAAAAUUUCGACAAGCUAUAGAGUUUAUCAAUAAUGUUAAACUAAAUAAUGAGAUUGGUUUAAAUAUUUUAAUCCGUAUUGCCAAUGUUUGUCAUGAUAAAAGUAGUGAAUUACAAAAUGAAGAUUUUAAAGAUAUAUGUCAUUUAUUAAAAUAUGUUCUACUUCACAUAAGUACAUUGAAGGGAUCCUAUUUAGAUUCUUACCUGAAGUCAGCAUUUCAUAUAACAAAAGUUUUAGUUGAGAAAGAGUUGUAUGAACACCUUUCAGCCAUUGAAUUCAUGAUAUUACCUUCGUUUCUUAAUGAUUUUCAAGAUUCCAAACAUAUAUAUCAACAAAUAAUCUCCAAGCUUUCUCAUUCAAUAUAUCAUUUGGCAAAAACUAAGGAUACCAGUCGAAACAAACAUGUUUUAGAUAUUACCAAUCUUAUCUUAAAGUCGAGCACUAAAAUUUCUGAUGAUACCAUAACUUUAGCCAGGAAACUUUUCUGCAAUAUCUGCUGUUUAAAAUUUAAAAGUUACGAUUUAAAAUUAUUCUACCUUAUGGUUCUAAAGACAUUUAGAAGUAAAACUUCUUUUAGUAUCGAUGAGUUAGUCAUACUAAUAGAGAUAUUUUCACAAAUAUUUACUACUUUUAUUAAAGAACGUGCUUUUAAGGAUGCAGAAGAAUUAUUGAAUGAUAUUGGGACGUGCACUUCUUGUGAAUUGUUUAUAGAUUGCCAUAAGAUAUUCCAAAUAGUCACUGGGUUGUUUCCUAAAAAACUGAAUAAUGUUUCAAAUCAUAUUAAUAUUGAAUUACUCAUGAAUACACAUUUAGAGCUAAAAUACAGAAUAUUGCCUUUAUUAGAGGAACCCUUAAGAGUGCUUUUAACAUAUUAUGAAACAGAUGGGCUACAAACAUGGUGCUUACUUCCAUCUAAUAAUAUUGGUGCUUGUUUAGCAAUAUUCCAAAAUAGUAUUUUUAACUACUGGUUUAAUAAAAAUUAUUUAUCUAAGUCGGAUAUGAAUGAAAAGUACAACAUCAUUAUGAAAGUUGCCUGGCAUAUCCAUAAAUUAAUUCUCAGUAAUAUAGAACAGCAUAAAGACAGCUCGGAAGAAAAUUUUCACUCCGUAAGAAACUGGUUUAUUUAUUGUUACUCGCUCAUUGGAGAAAUGAAGAAAAACAAUUGCGAAAAAUGGAUUGGUCAUUAUAAAGUAGUUAAUUCCUACACUCAUAAUAUAGGUGUUGAACUAUAUAAUCAAAGCAACGCUGCAUAUAUACUCUUUUAUGAAGAAUUUAUACAGAGGUUUAUACAGUUUGAAGAUCUACCUGAAAAAAUUAUAAAGGCUAGCCUAAUUGAAAAAGCUUUUUAUGUUAUUUGUGAAAUGCAUUCCAAGAAAGGCGAUAUUUUGAGUUGCAUGGCAUUUGCUGCAUUACAUUGUUUAUUGUAUUUGGAUACAAGCUCAAACAUAUUUUUUGUUUGGUGGAUAAAGUCAAAGGCAAAGGCCAGGCAAGAUAGCAAAAUACAGUCGCAUACACUGGUAACUUGUUUAUAUGCUCAAGAAAAGGUUUUAAAAAAAAUUAUUGAUCCCACAAUCUAUUUAACAAACGACAAAAAAAUUGAACUGUUAAUUUUUGAGUUAACAAAUUAUAAAAACUUGUAUAAAAGCAAAACCCCCAUGAUGGAAACUUUUUGUCAAUUGAUUGAGAUUGCAGAUUUAUUAACCAUAGUGAGUGUUAUUUCAAAAAUAUUUGGUGAUGGAGAUGUUGUCCUGCAUGAUAAAAUGGCAAGUACGUUCUUUGAUUUAAUGGAAAGAAUUGAUGAAGGCGCAAGUACAACACAAAAACCUAUUUACAUAAUGGCAUUGUCAGUUUUACGGUAUUAUCAUUAUAAAACUGUUUGUAGAGAAGCAGCCAAAAAGAGUAUGGAAGAAGUAGACAAAAAUCAACUAGUUGUUGAAUCUGCUAAAGAAAAAUUUGAUCCAGUGCCUGAAGAUCCCAACGACGAAUGUGAUGUUGUAACUGCAUACGCUAACUUAACACUAAAUAAAUUUCUAGAAGUAUUGAACUAUUUAGUUAAGGCAUUAGAUGGUUUAUGCAAUAUUUUUGAAGAAAACUCUGAGUCUCUUGAGUUAGAUAUUCUACGUAACUGUGUAAAACUGUCAAUUAAGAUUGGAUAUGAAUUUCGUAUACAGUAUUAUGAACUAAAUUACCUACGUGCCUUUGAAUUAGGAUUUAAGAUUGCUGAGAAAACAUCAGAUAAUGAAAGUCAGCUAUUAUGUAUUGCAUUUCUAAUAGAAUCAGCAAAUACAAGUAAAGCGCUUGUGAGUAAAAUAAUUUCCCAAGCUGAUACAUUAAUUGCAACGAUGGAAAAAUGUAACGAGAAAAAUAAGUAUAAUAAAGUUAUGGCCAUGUACUAUAUAGCGAAAACCAAAGCAUAUUUACAUAAUAAAGUGGAUGUAGCAUAUGAGUCUUGGAAAAAAGCAAAUUCGGUAUUGGAUGCUGACAAAGAUAAUGAUGAAAUUGGAUUUCUUCGAGUAGAGCUGAACAUAUUAGAUUUUAAAUUAACGAGAGCGUGCAAUUUUGUUGUGGGAGAUCAUGCAAGAAAUCCAAUGACUACAAAACUACACUGUGCAUUUGACCUUGUUUGUGAUUUGUCCAAAAAUGAUGACGUUUCUAUGGGCACUUAUGAACGAUGCGUUUUAUUGGACACUGUUUAUGAAUUGACUAAGGCAUACUUGCUAAAACGAUUACCUCGAGAUUUAAGAUGCUAUUCUAAGAAUUCUCUUGUUCUUACACAAAAAAUGAUGCUGCCAAUGAGAUGUGUAUCAUUUCUAACAUUACUAGCCUACUGUGAUCUUUUAACCUGCCAAAUAGACAACUGCGGUGUCAAGUUAAGCGGAAUUAAAGAUAUAUUUUGCAUAGAAAAGUCUGCAUUAUGUGAUGCUCUUGAUGACGAGAUUGAGCAGGUUAGAAGUGGAGUGCAACAACUAACUGUGGAAGGACCUCAGUCAUCUGGUCAAUUGUCUCCUUUACUCAAUUAUCUGUCUGAGGAAAACUUUAAAUUACCUGAAUUUUUAUACCACAGGGAAGAUUGUUUGUGUUUUUUCUGCAUGUCAUGUGAAUAUCAUAAAUUUCUGAUACAGAAAUUUCAUUUGGAUGCUUUAUUACAUAUGUACAAGGGAAACGGAAAUUUAGCUGAUAAUUUUAUUAAAGGAACAUUAAAAUUUUAUGACAGAUUGAAGGCGAAUUAUCCUAAUUAUAUUAAGAAAGCUGAAAAGUUAAUAUCAAUUGAUUUAAUCCCUGAUUUUGAGGAAUAUUUUUUAGAAUGUUAUGGAAAUGUAUUAUUUGACUACAGUUAUCAUUUACGUCGUUGCUUAAAUAAUUCUGAAGCGCUUGAAGUCAAUACACGUUUGAUACAACUUUUAAUGCCAAAGAAAAUAGAAUUUGCCAAUUUAUACUGUGAAACGCUCUUACAAAGAUAUAGUUAUAUGACUCCUAUUUCUCCGACAAAACCUCGCCUUCGCUCCAACAGGGACUUGAGUCCAGUGGUAAAUAUAGAUAAUACAUUAGCAGUAACGCCUGAAAAUAAAACGAGCACAGUCACUGUACCAUUAAACAGUUCUUACAAGGUUUCGCCGCCAAAACAGCGGAUAAAAACGAAAACUACCCUUUUUAAGUCGCCAAGCGAGUCUGAAUUAAAAUUGAUUCCGUCACCUAUUCACUCAAUGAAUUUCAAACAAAAAACAACAAAAAAGGAGGUUCAUAAUGAUGGAUCUAUACAUUUCCAAAUACCAAAAGCGAACCAAAAACAGGGCGGGGUACAGUUAUUUUCAACGCCAAAUAGCGUCCACAUUCAAACACCAAAAAUAAAUAUAUUUACAGAAGAUGAAUCUCCGAGUACUUUACGCAAAACCAGAAAGAAACAACAAAGUAGCAGUAAAAAACAAUCAGGCGAUGUGCAAACAAGUUCAGUUAAGAAAGUUACAAGGUCUAAGAAAAACGUUAACUAUGAUAAUGAGGAGUCAGAUAGAAAAAUGCAAGAAAAUAAACCGAAUAAACAUCAAACGGCAGAAAUUCCAAAAUCAACUUCGAAAACAAGGAGUCGAGUACAUACAAAAUUAACGGAACUCAAUGACCAAGGCGACAACAUUUCCUCGAAACCCAAAGUAUUCGACAGCGACAAAAAUGGUUGUGUUUCGGGUAGCCCUGGGCGUAAUGUUAUGAGCACAAGGUCAAAAGUUUUACUAGAAAAAAUAAAAACAUCUGCGGUAAAGAAGCAAGAUGAGGCUGGAACGAGUAAAACAAAUGUUACUGGAACCAAGCCAAAAGUUCAGAAAAAAGAUGAAUCUCCGAGUACUUUACGCAAAACCAGAAAGAAACAACAAAGUAGCAGUAAAAAACAAUCAGGCGAUGUGCAAACAAGUUCAGUUAAAAAAGUUACUAGGUCUAAGAAAAACGUUAACCAUGAUAAUGAGGAGUCAGAUAGAAAAUUGCAAGAAAAUAAAUCGAAUAAACAUCAAACGGCAGAAAUUCCAAAAUCAACUUCGAGAACAAGGAGUCGCGUAAAUACAAAAUUAACGGAACUCAAUGACCAAGGCGACAACAUUUCCUCGAAACCCAAAGUGUUCGACAGCGACAAAAAUGGUUGUGUUUCGGGUAGCCCUGGGCGUAAUGUUAUGAGCACAAGGUCAAAAGUUUUACUAGAAAAAAUAAAAACAUCUGCGGUAAAGAAGCAAGAUGAGGCUGGAACGAGUAAAACAAAUGUUACUGGAACCAAGCCAAAAGUUCAGAAAAAGUUAGUCAGGCAAUUGUUAUUACACUAG
Sitophilus oryzae (rice weevil) is the source of this 5058-nucleotide messenger RNA. RefSeq lists its product as uncharacterized. The record is from RefSeq and is a predicted model, not a curated record. The coding region runs from base 208 to 5058 and encodes 1616 amino acids. Lineage: Eukaryota; Metazoa; Arthropoda; Insecta; Coleoptera; Curculionidae. The transcript has 8 exons.